GCGCAAACUACAGCAUCAUGACGGCAGCGUUGGCCUCGAAAAGUUCUUCCAAAAGCCUCCGCAGAAGUCCUCAGAAAUGGAAUCACCUGACAGUAUUAUGCGCCCAUCCUCUUCCAAUGUAACAGUUGAAGAUGACGAGGCCUUUGCGCUGGGCCUUGCUGCUGCAGAGGGUAUUAACCUCGAAACUUUGAGGACACUGGAACAGAAAUGGAAGACAAGCCAAACUACACCAUCAAUUAAGCAACCUUCUCGUGAAGUCAUCGACGUCGACGCUGCAGAUAAUGUUUCAAAGAUCACCACGGAGGUCGCAGACCGGGACGGCGUUAGGAAUUCGCCUCGUCAAGCAUCUCAUGGGGCAAAACCUGUAUCCAAUGCUAAUUUUUCGUCUGAGGUUCACGGAUUACCUCUUGAGACUGAGUCACUUCCGAAUCUGGCGGAAGAUCCACUGUGUCUUUCUGUCAUGCAGAAUCCCUGGGCAGACAAGCCAACCUCUGCGCCGGAACCAGCUCCUUAUUCGUUCCUAGCACACACACUAUGCUCUCUUUCUGGCACAAGAUCUCGCAUUUCCAUCUAUAACAUCCUCACGAACGCAUUGAGAUUCAUUAUCUACCACGAUCCAUCUGCGCUACUUCCCGCGCUUUACCUUCUUUCUAAUUCGCUAGCACCGCCAUACACUUCUAUUGAACUCGGUCUCGGACCGUCAACUAUUUCGAGUGCGAUCCAGCAUGUUUCGGGCCUUACCCCUGCAGCUUUGAAACGGUUGUAUACAAAGUCCGGGGAUGCGGGGGAUGUAGCAUUCGAGGCAAAGUCGAAACUGAGGACUCUCAUACCUCACGCCUCGCUUACUGUGACGGGCGUCUACAGUUCCUUGCUAAAAAUUUGUUAUGCAAAAGGAGCGGGAGCGACAAAACAAAGGCAGUCUAUUGCGGAAAAACUCCUUCUAUCGGCUAAAGGCGAAGAAAUACGCUACCUUGUCCGCACGAUGUCACAACAUAUCAGGGUUGGUGCCGUUAGGACUUCAAUCCUCACCGCCCUAGCCCGUGCUUUGGUCCUCACCCGACCGGCUAACUGCCAGAAGUUUCCUCCUGAUGAUUCACCAUAUUUCGUGUCACCUCAGUCUCUUGCACUUAUCAAAGCCGCUUCUGGAGAAGCUAAGAAGAAAGCCAAAGAAGAUCCGUUGAGGGAGAAGAUUAUGGUUAAGUUCAGUGCUGCCGAAGGCUUGGUGAAGCGUGUUUAUGUGCAGCAUCCAAACUUUGACCAUAUUGCCAAAGCCCUUUUGGAAGGUGGCCCCGAAGAGCUAGCCGAGAAAGUAACCUUGACAGUCGGAUUACCGCUGCACCAUACAUUGGGUUCUCCGACCCGCUCUCUGGAUGAGGUAUACGAUCGUCUCGGCAAUCUGCCGUUCACUGCAGAAUUCAAAUACGACGGACAAAGAGCGCAGAUCCACGCACGGAAAAACGAAGAUGGCGAUCUUUUCGUCCGGAUAUUCUCCCGACAUUUGGAGGAAAUGACCGAUAAGUACCCGGACAUAGUCGCUCUUGUAGAAGAAAUGUUUAGAUCAUCCAGCCUGUUGAGAUCUUUCAUCAUUGACACGGAAAUAGUCGCAAUUGAUGCCGUAGAUGGUUCGUUAAGGACUUUCCAGGAACUCUCUAAUCGUGCUCGGAAGGACGUUCGGCUCGAAGAUGUGAAGAUAAAAGUCUGCGUAUAUGCAUUCGAUCUCAUGUUCCUCAAUGAAGAGAGUCUACUUGAGCAGCCCUUCCGUUUACGUCGGCAGAAGCUUAGGUCUUACUUUCCGCCUAUUCAUCCUAGCUCCCCUUUUAUUUCUAAAUUUGACCAUGUCGAAUGCUGCGAAAGCGAGGAAGGACGGGAGGCAGUGGAAGAAUUCUGGCAGAAGGCGGUGGAUGGUCGUUCAGAGGGACUGAUGAUCAAGCUUCUUGAUAGCCGAGAAGUCGAUGAAGAUCCCAAUGGUGCGAAGACGAAGCAACGAAAGAAGCCUCUUCCAGCUACGUAUGAACCAGACAAGCGGACACUGGCGUGGCUCAAAUUGAAAAAGGACUAUGUCCUCGGGCUGGGCGAUAGUCUCGACUUGGUUCCGAUAGGUGCGUGGCAUGGGAAUGGGCGAAAAGCUGCAUGGUGGAGUCCGAUCCUCCUCGCUGUUUGGGACGAAGGAUCAGGGCAACUUGUGGGAGUUUGCAAAUGCAUGUCAGGAUUCACGGAUGAAUUCUAUAAGUCUCUGCAAGAGCGCUAUGCAGAAGGUUCUGAAGCCUGUUCUCGCACGUCACUUUGGAAUGUCAACUCGGGAGGCUAUUCACCAGAAGUGUAUUUCAAACCUCAAGAAGUCUGGGAAAUACGAGGAGCAGAUAUCACUUUAAGUCCAGUGUCGGUGGCAGCUCUUGGUCUUGUGUCCCAAGAUAGGGGACUGAGCUUACGCUUCCCUCGAUUUAUGCGUGUCAGGGACGACAAGGCCAUAACGGAUGCCAAUACCCCAGAGUUCUUGGCUUCGAUGUGGCACAAGCAAGAAAGUCGAGGGAGGGAUACUGGUGGGAUGGACGACGGUGACCUCAUUGAUGCGUCGCCCGAAGUGAGCGAGGGAGAAGAGGACGACGACGACGAAGACGGAUGAGAUUAAUUGAACAAUUGAACAAGAGUGAUAUUGGCUCCG
Molecule: messenger RNA, 2662 nt
Organism: Fomitiporia mediterranea MF3/22
Lineage: Eukaryota; Fungi; Basidiomycota; Agaricomycetes; Hymenochaetales; Hymenochaetaceae
Product: ATP-dependent DNA ligase
Exons: 11
Coding region: 77-2623 (848 amino acids)
Biological process (GO): mitochondrial DNA repair; DNA recombination; DNA biosynthetic process
Cellular component (GO): DNA ligase III-XRCC1 complex
Molecular function (GO): DNA ligase (ATP) activity; ATP binding; DNA binding
Source: RefSeq, a predicted model, not a curated record